Molecule: messenger RNA, 915 nt
Organism: Acanthosepion pharaonis
Lineage: Eukaryota; Metazoa; Mollusca; Cephalopoda; Sepiida; Sepiidae
Source: the annotation of a GenBank genome assembly
AUGGACCUCCAAUCUAUAUCUAUCUAUCUAUCUAUCUAUCUAUCUAUCUAUCUAUCUAUCUAUCUAUCGAACAAUAAGAUUGUGCUUCUUGUCGACAAAAUGGUGGCCACGCGUCUGGAAGUCAACAUGAUGCGAUUGUUAAGUCGCUGCGAGGAAAAAGUCAAAGAGAAGAAACUUGGAGAUUGGAGACUAGAAAAGUAUAUACGUGCAUUAAUGGAAAUGUUUGAAGAAUUAAAAAAGUCUCCCACUUGCCCUUCUAAAGAAGAACUAAACAGUUAUGUGAAGAAGAUAGAAUUUUUAAAAGGCUUAAUUGAAGCUGAAAGAUUGCCAAAUGCUGCUGAAAAAAUGUUGGCUGCUGAAAAGUUGACCCCUGCCAGCACAUCAAAUGAUCCUGACCCUGUAUCUGGAAAGAAGCUUUGUCAUUUGACCAAAGGAAGAUAUGAGAAAGAAAUGAGGGAAGAUUUAUUUGGUGGCUCUUCAAAUGAUGAGAAAGCAAAAGGCACUGAUCUGAGACAUCGAAAAGUUUCCAAUGACAAAACGGAUAUUAAUGCCAUUUUGCAGCAUCACAAUGAAAUGCAGGAAAAAUUGGCUGAAGAAAUGUUGAUGUUAACCCGAAAUCUCAAAACUAAUGUAACUGCUGCCAAAAGGAUUGUAAGCGAUGAUUUAAAGGUGAGUUGUGUUUUUUUCCCCUCUUCUCUUUUCUACUAUCCAUUCAUUCUCUGUUCAGACUAUCCAUUCAUUCUCUGUUCAGACUAUCCAUUCAUUCUCUGUUCAGACUAUCCAUUCAUUCUCUGUUUAGACUAUCCAUUCAUUCUCUGUUCAGACUAUCCAUUCAUUCUCUGUUCAGACUAUCCAUUCAUUCUCUGUUUAGACUAUCCAUUCAUUCUCUGUUUAGACUAUCCAUUCAUUCUCUAG